Hyposmocoma kahamanoa is the source of this 457-nucleotide messenger RNA. RefSeq names its product general odorant-binding protein 72-like. The transcript has 5 exons. The record is from RefSeq and is a predicted model, not a curated record. Gene Ontology annotation, biological process: olfactory behavior; sensory perception of smell. Gene Ontology annotation, molecular function: odorant binding; dibutyl phthalate binding. Bases 17 to 457 code for a protein of 146 amino acids. Gene Ontology annotation, cellular component: extracellular region. Lineage: Eukaryota; Metazoa; Arthropoda; Insecta; Lepidoptera; Cosmopterigidae.
GCAGCAUCAGAGAAGGAUGGAAAACAUGGUACUUCAAAUAGUACUCGUGAAAUUUAUUGUUUGUCUUAUCAUCAUCUCUAUUUGUGAUGCGAUGACGAUGAAACAGAUCAAGCAAACCGGAAAGAUGAUGAGAAAAACUUGUUUGCCAAAAAAUAACGUUGAAGAGGAGAAGGUAGACAAAAUAUCAGAAGGAACGUUUAUUGAAGAGAAAGAAGUAAUGUGCUACAUGGCUUGUGUUAUGAAAAUGGCUAAUACCAUGAAAAACGGCAAGCUUAGUUACGAAGCCGCUAUGAAGCAAAUCGAUUUACUGUUGCCUGAUGAGAUAAAAGAACCAGCCAAGAAAGCGCUCACUGCUUGCAAGAAAGUUCCGGACUCGUACAAGGACAUCUGCGAGGCAUCGUUUCAUACUACAAAGUGUAUUUACAAUGAAAACCCGGAAAUUUUCUUCUUCCCCUAA